Messenger RNA from Daphnia magna, 488 nucleotides. It is a transcript of the gene Dph3, whose product is annotated as DPH3 homolog. Gene Ontology annotation, molecular function: metal ion binding. Bases 190 to 435 code for a protein of 81 amino acids. Gene Ontology annotation, biological process: protein histidyl modification to diphthamide. Lineage: Eukaryota; Metazoa; Arthropoda; Branchiopoda; Diplostraca; Daphniidae. The record is from RefSeq and is a predicted model, not a curated record. The transcript is spliced from 4 exons.
UUACGACAUAAAAAUAUUCUAUCGCAAAAACAACGCUGCACAACUCUACAGGCCGAGCUAAAUUUCGUUAUAUUUUAACCGCUAGAUGUCUCUGUUUUCACACGUGUUGUCUUUUCGAAGAACACAUUAUUCAGUAGUUUAGAUUAUUGAGAUAUUAUUUAUUAAUUUGCUUGAGUUGCGAUUUUAAAAAUGUCUGUAUAUCACGACGAAGUGGAAAUCGAAGAUUUUGAAUAUGAUUCGGAAAGUGAAAUUUACUACUACCCCUGUCCUUGUGGAGAUAGGUUUGAAAUCUCUAAAGAACAACUCGAAAGUGGUGAAGAAGAGGCGACGUGCCCGAGUUGUUCGCUCAUAGUAAAAGUGAUAUACAACAAGGAAGAAUUUUUUCAGAGUGAGGAAAUUAUGCAUUCCUCUUCAAAGAAGGAACUCACAACAUGAAGAAUUAGGGUUUUUCUACAGGUUUUCAGAAUGAAUAAAUGUAUCAAAUCAUA